Molecule: messenger RNA, 239 nt
Organism: Dentiscutata heterogama
Lineage: Eukaryota; Fungi; Glomeromycota; Glomeromycetes; Diversisporales; Gigasporaceae
Source: the annotation of a GenBank genome assembly
AUGACACGAGCCAAAUAUGUUGACUGGAUUGAAAAACAAUGGGGCAUUAGGGUUCUUAAUCCUGAUGCCAAACAACACAGAUCUGUUACUGUUCCAGAAGUUGAGAUUGCACUUAAAAAAUUUGUACUAACCUAUCAGCACCAGAUGAUUUUGAGUGAUCUCAUGCUAAUUGAAAAAGCUAAAGCCUUUGCUAAAGGAUUAGGAGUUUCACCAGAAACAUUACAAUUUUCACAUGGCUG